AUGGCGUUGGAUAGAAAGAGUGUGGACUAUUUGGCAUUGCUUCUCCUCUGUUUGGCUCUUCUGUCCUGUUUGGAUCUGGGAAUAGCGCAUCAGCCUCAUUCCCAUUCCCAUUCUCAUUCUGGUUUCUGUGCAUCCGAUGCCAAUCAUCACUGUGACGACCACCAUCAUCACCAUGACCAUGCGCAUGACCAUAAGGACAAGAUUGAUGGUAGGUCGAAGCUUCCCGAAGAGUUAGCGGAAGAGGAGGAUAUGAAACUAUACGGCUUCGGUUUACCGCAUCACCAUCACCAUCACGAUACUACAGAACUAUCCGGUUUAGGCCUUUGGUUGAAUGCGUUGGGCUGUUCAUUUCUGGUGAGCAUGGCUUCUCUUGUUUGCCUGAUUAUCCUGCCUAUAAUUUUUGUACAAGGGAAACCGUCAAAGGCUGUUGUUGAUUCAUUGGCUUUAUUUGGGGCAGGAGCUAUGUUGGGGGAUGCAUUUCUUCACCAAUUACCACAUGCUUUUGGUGGAGAACUCUCCCAUUCUCAUGACAACCAUGGACACUCCCAUUCUCAUGAUAACCAUGGAGAGCAUGAUCAUCAUGCUAGUUCUGGACAUGGUCAUUCACAUUCUUUAGCUGAUCUCUCUGUAGGAAUAUCCAUCCUUGGUUAG
Messenger RNA from Sphenostylis stenocarpa, 651 nucleotides. NCBI's taxonomy places the organism in Eukaryota, Viridiplantae, Streptophyta, Magnoliopsida, Fabales, Fabaceae. The record is from the annotation of a GenBank genome assembly.